This is a messenger RNA of Lithohypha guttulata, 1155 nucleotides long. RefSeq lists its product as uncharacterized. The record is from RefSeq and is a predicted model, not a curated record. Gene Ontology annotation, molecular function: DNA-binding transcription activator activity, RNA polymerase II-specific. NCBI's taxonomy places the organism in Eukaryota, Fungi, Ascomycota, Eurotiomycetes, Chaetothyriales, Trichomeriaceae. Gene Ontology annotation, biological process: regulation of transcription by RNA polymerase II. The transcript is spliced from 2 exons. Bases 1 to 1155 code for a protein of 384 amino acids.
AUGAAAGACGUGCCUCUCGACUCCGCAAACACCAUACCAAGGGCCGAAACGGAUGUGUCAACUGUAGGUACCGCAGGGUCAAAUGCGACGAGAACAAAGACGGAUGCAAAAGGUGCCGAGACUAUUUGUCCAUCAAACGAUCCAAAGCAUGCCGUCUUACUUCGUUUCAAGAAUCGUACAGCACUAUCGCUCGGCAACGCUCAGACCAGGCUGGCCUACGCUCGAGUUGUCCCUGGGCUAGCAUUGCGGUACGGCUUCCUCUUCCAUGCGGUCACAGCAACUACCUUGCUACACGAUCGGGCGUUGACGGGAGCCCAAGUCCCUCAACAUGACGAACUUCACCACCUCGGCCAAGCAGCCGCGCUGCUCAACCAUAGAUUGUCUACCAAGAUCGUGGCUGCCGAGCGAGACGCAAUAUGGGCAACAUCAGCCUAUCUAUGCGCCUCGACCAUUUUCAAUAUAAGUACUACGGUCCCACAGCACACAUGGCCGCUCGAAUCGUCCAACCAAAACAGCCUAGAAUGGCUCACAAUGCAAGCUGGUCUCAGAAUCGUCUGGCAAAUGACCGAGAUGAACAGACAGGACAGCGCAUUCAGCCAAAUCGAGCCGACCACUCCACCUUCCUCAAACUGCGUUCACCCGACCGAGCCCAUACCAGGCAUCAAUGGAAUUCUACCCAUCUUAGUCACUUUGUGCGGACUGGACAAGAACAGCACCGGCGAGAACAACCCCUACCACACCGCCGCAAGUCGAUUGACGACACUACUUGCCGUGCCAGGUACACCCGACAAUGUACUUACUUUUAUGGUUUUUGCAGGAGGCAUGAAGAAAGAGUUCCGAGCUCUACUACACAAGAAAGACCCGAGAGCUCUUCUGUUGCUGGCGCUGUGGUAUUCCAAACUCUUUCAUUCGAUGUGGUGGGUAGUGCCUAGGGCGAGGUUGGAGUGUCAGGCUAUUUGUCAGUACUUGGGAGAGAUGAGGGUGCAGGAGAGGGGUUUUCAGCAGGUGCUGGGAGUGGUCCGAAAAGCUAGCGAGACGUUGGAGUUGACUUGUGUUGCGGAAUUGGUGGACCUUUUACCUCGCUUGCCGGUUGAGAAAAAGGUGGCGAAUGGGCCGACGAGCAUGAAGGUGGAGAUGUUCUGGGAUGGCUAUUGA